Messenger RNA from Emiliania huxleyi CCMP1516, 1293 nucleotides. RefSeq lists its product as hypothetical. The coding region runs from base 104 to 1132 and encodes 342 amino acids. The record is from RefSeq and is a predicted model, not a curated record. Lineage: Eukaryota; Haptophyta; Isochrysidales; Noelaerhabdaceae. Gene Ontology annotation, molecular function: histone deacetylase activity. The transcript has 2 exons.
CGUUUACGUGAAGGUUCGCGCGUACAAGGCCCCGGGGGCCGAGUUGCCGCGCAUCAUACAAGGCCGAGUUGCCGCGCAUCGCCACUGGAGCUAGCUGGCGCCGAUGCCGCUCCUCAGGCGAGGAGUGGCGCGGUCGGUGUCACGUGCGGCGAGGCAGGGUCGCACCCACAAAUCGCAGCUCCACACAGCCUCUUCGGCAGAGGUGGCGUGGGUGUACAGCAGGGAGUAUGCGGUGCUCGACGGCUGGGACAGCGGCCACCGAUUCGCCAUGGAGAAGUACCCGCGUCUCUUUGACCGGCUCGUCCAGCGCGGCGUCCUCUCGCCGUCAGAGGUGUGCGAGCCGGCCGAUCCAGCGGGCAACGAGUGGCUCCACCGCGCUCACUCUGCCGAGUACGUGGCUGGCUACUGCGACGGUACGCUCGCGCCGAACGCGAUGCGGCGAAUCGGCCUGCCGUGGAGCCCUGCGAUGGUUCGCGCGGUGCGGCUCGAGGUUGCCGGCACGCUGCUGGCGGCGCGGCUUGCCCUCUCCACCGGGAUCGCGUGCAACCUGGGCGGCGGGACGCACCACGCGCAGCGCGCAGCGGGCAGCGGCUUCAACCCCUUCAACGACCUGGCCGUCGCGAGCCUGGCGCUGCUCGCCGAGGGAGCGGCGCGGCGAGUGCUGGUGGUAGACCUGGACGUGCACCAGGGCGACGGCACCGCCGCCAUCUUGAGCGAGGAGCCUCGGGCGGCGACCUUCUCGAUGCACGCCGCGCGCGCCUUCCCGGUCCGCAAGCAGCGCUCGACGGUGGACGUCGGGCUCCCCAACGGGACGGGCGACGAGGAGUACCUGCGCUUGCUGCGAGAGCACCUGCCACCGCUUCUGGACGAGCACCGGCCCGACCUGGUGCUGUACGAUGCGGGCGUCGACUGCCACGGCGCGGACGCGGUGCGGACCUUUUGCCGCGGGCAUCUCUCGCUGACGGACGCCGGGCUGCGCAAGCGCGACUUCUUUGUCAUGGACGAGUGCCUCUCUCGAGGCGUGCCAGUGGCGACGGUCAUCGGCGGUGGCUACUCCACGGACAUGGACGAGCUGGCCAGUCGGCACGCUAUCCACGCCGAGGUUGCCGCCGCCCUCGCUAAUUGUAGUUGAGCCAGGGCGUCGCGGCGGGGCGGGCGCCACAGCGCUUGGCCCUCGCGAAGUCCACGAGCAAACGACCGCGUCGCGUACAGGUACACGUAAAGCCAAAGCCGUUACAAUUACACCGCUCACCGGGUAUUAUUUUUUCGUUCUUUAUAUACUCUACUCUCUAC